Messenger RNA from Tachyglossus aculeatus (Australian echidna), 1764 nucleotides. Its product is annotated as basic proline-rich protein-like. Lineage: Eukaryota; Metazoa; Chordata; Mammalia; Monotremata; Tachyglossidae. The record is from RefSeq and is a predicted model, not a curated record. The transcript is spliced from 6 exons. The coding region runs from base 1 to 1764 and encodes 587 amino acids.
AUGGCGGCGUUGGCGUUGGCGUUGGGGCAGCGGGUCAAAGGUCACCUCCACAGCCCGGGUUGCAUCCCGGAGGGCCGCGCGGCGGAGGCGGCGGCUUUGGCGUCGGCGGCCCCGCUACCUGCCCGUCCCCAGGAAGUCCCCGCCCGUCACUCACCGCCCCGCCCGCCAAUCCGCGGCCCCGACGCACGGCGGGACCCGCCCCCGAGGCCGGCCCCCGCCAAUCGGCGCCCGCCCGUCGGUGGCGGCCAGGCCCCGCCCCCGAGGCCGGCGCCCGCCAAUCCGCGCGCUCCCCCGCCCCCCGAAGUCGGCGCCCGCCAAUCCGCGCGCUCCCCUGCCCCCGAGGGGUCCCGCCCCGAGAUCUGCGCCCGCCAAUCCGCCCGCUUCCCUCAGGCCCCGCCCCCUAAUCCGCCCCCGCCAAUCCGCGCGUUUCCCCGGCCCCGACAGGCCCCCCCCCCACCCCCGAUAUCUGCGCCCGCCAAUCUGUUGCGGUCAGGCCCCGCCCCCCGAAGUCGGCGCCCGCCAAUCCGCGCGCUCUCCUGCCCCGAGGGGCCCCGCCCCGAGAUCUGCGCCCGCCAAUCCGCGCGCUUCCCUCAGGCCCCGCCCCCUAAUCCGCCCCCGCCAGUCCGCGCGUUUCCCCGGCCCCGACAGGCGCCCCCCCCCGAGAUCUGCGCCCGCCAAUCUGUUGCAGUCAGGCCACGCCCCCGAAGUCGGCGCCCGCCAAUCCGCGCGCUCUCCUACCCCGAGAGGCCCCGCCCCGAGACCUGCGCCCGUCAAUCCGCGCGCUUCCCUCAGGCCCCGCCCCCUAAUCCGCCCCCGCCAAUCCGCGCGUUUCCCCGGCCCCGACAGGCGCCCCCCCCCCCGCGAUCUGCGCCCGCCAAUCCGUUGCAGUCAGGCCCCGCCCCCCCGAAGUCGGCGCCCGCCAAUCCGCGCGCUCUCCUGCCCCCGACAGGCCCCGCCCCGAAAUCCGCGCCCGCCAAUCCGUUGCAGCCCCACCCCGAAAUCCGCCCCCACCAAUCCGCGCGCUCCCCCGGCCCCCAGGCCCCGCCCCGAAAUCCGCGCACGCCAUUCCGUGGCAGUCAGGCCCCGCCCCCGAAAUCUGUGCCCGCCAAUCCGCACGCUCCCCGCCCCCCAAAGGGCCCCCCGCCCCUAGAUAAACGCCCGUCAAUCCAUAGGCCCCGCCCUUAUAUCUGCGCCCGCAAAUCCGCGCGCUCCCUUCAGGCCCCACCCCGAAAUCAGCCCCCACCAAUCUGCGCGCUCCUCCGCCCCCGACAGGCCCCGCCCCUAGAUCUGCGCCCGCCAAUCUGUUGCAGUCAGACCCCGCCCCCGAAGUCGGCGCCCGCCAAUCCGCGCGCUCCCUCGGCCCCCUCAGGCCCCGCCCCGAAAUCCGCGCCCGCCAAUCUGUUGCAGCCCCGCCCCGAAAUCCGCUCCCGCCACACCGCGCGCUUCCCCGCCCCCCGACAGGCCCCGCCCCCGAAGUCGGCGCCUGCCAAUCCGCGCGCUCCCCCGCCCCCGAUAGGCCCCGCCCCUACGUCUGCGCCCGCCAAUCCGCGCGUCCCCGCAGGCCCCGCCCCGAAAUCCGCGCUCGCCAAUCCGUUGCAGCCGGGCCCCGCCCCCGAAAUCUGCGCCCGCCAAUCCGCGCGCCCCCAGCGGAGAAUUCCUCCUCGGCGGCCAAUGGGAGAAGAGGAGGCCGCGGCCAGGGCCCGCCCCCUCCCCGCGCACUCUGAUUGGCUGCCGAUCAUCGGGAGGGCCCCGCCCACCCCCUAG